AUGAUGCAUCUGAGCUACGUCCUGCUUGCGGCUGCCCUCCUGGCCAGUGGUAACAGCGUUUCGGCAGCCACAGCAUCGACCUCCCAAGCGGCCACCACGGGCCGGAUUCAGUCCACCGACGCGGUUAGUGAGAACUACGGCCCGCGGAAUCUGCGAACGGCCCGAUUCGCAGAUGUUGACGACGAUGACAGCGAAGAAAGCGACGAUGACGACAGCGAGGAGACCACCAAGGAAGAGUGUAGGAACUUCUCGGAUUCCCAGAUUUCCAAGAUGCUGAAGGACACCAGCUACAUGAACAAGAAGUUCGAGAAGUGGAAUGAAGGCGGCUGGAGCUACUUCGACGUAUCUAAGAAAAUAAAGGACGCUGGGCUGCUGCCAAUACCUAGGAAUCUCAGACAGAUAAGCCAGACGUUAUGCAGGCUCGAAUGA
Molecule: messenger RNA, 429 nt
Organism: Phytophthora sojae
Lineage: Eukaryota; Oomycota; Peronosporomycetes; Peronosporales; Peronosporaceae
Exons: 1
Coding region: 1-429 (142 amino acids)
Source: RefSeq, a predicted model, not a curated record